AUGUCUCCCAACGAUACUUAUCAAGAUCCCCUCAACUCGAGGUACUCCUCGCAGGAGAUGAAGUACCUCUUCAGCCCGCGUAAUCGCUUCAGCACAUGGCGAAAUCUCUGGAUCUGGCUCGCGGAGUCGGAGAAGGAGCUCGGGCUCGACAUUUCCGACGAAGCGAUCGCGCAAAUGAAGCAACACCAGAUCAUACAGGACGAGGAAUUCAAGAUUGCGGCGGAAGAAGAGAAGAAGCGGAGGCACGACGUUAUGGCACAUGUGUUUGCGUUUGGAGAGAAGGCACCGGCCGCGCGGGGAAUCAUUCACUGGGGAGCUACAAGCUGUUACUGCACGGACAAUGCGGACCUCAUCUUCCUCCGCGAUGGAUUGGACCUCCUUCUUCCCAAGUUGGCCACGGUCAUUGAGAAACUGUCGACAUUCGCAAAGGAGCACAAGAGCCUGCCGUGUCUGGGAUAUACGCAUCUGCAGCCGGCGCAACUGACGACUGUGGGCAAGCGCGCGUGUCUGUGGAUUCAGGACCUGCUGAAGGACUUGAAGAACCUGGAGCGCGCAAGGGAUGAUCUGAGAUUCCGUGGUGUGAAGGGAACCACUGGCACACAGGCUUCCUUCCUUCAAAUCUUUGAAGGCGAUCACGACAAGGUCGAGAAGCUCGACGAGCUUGUAACAACGAAGGCAGGCUUCUCCUCCGCCUACAUCAUCUCCAGCCAAACAUACACCCGCAAAGUCGAUGUCGACGUGCUCAACGCACUUGCAUCUUUCGGAUCCACCUGCGAGAACAUCGGCCAGGCUAUCCGCCUGCUCGCUUCCUUCAAGGAGCUAGAGGAGCCCUUUGAGUCAACACAGAUCGGUUCUUCCGCAAUGGCCUACAAGCGAAAUCCUAUGCGGAGCGAGCGCUUGUGCUCGCUCGGCCGUAAGCUGCGAAAUUUGAACGCGGAUGCAAGCGCGACAUAUGCGGCACAGUGGAUGGAGCGGACGCUGGAUGACAGCGCAAUCAGGCGGAUGGCCCUCCCGCAAUCCUUCCUCUCCGCCGAUGCCUCCCUCAUCCUCCUUAACAACAUCGCCUCGGGCCUCGUCGUCUACCCCGCCAUGAUCCGCAAGCGCGUCGACGCAGAGUUGCCCUUUAUGGCCACCGAGAACGUCAUCAUGGCUCUUGUCAAGAAGGGUGUUUCCCGACAAGAUGCCCACGAGGAGAUCCGUGUGCUGUCUCACGAGGCCGGCGCAGAGGUCAAGCAGUAUGGUAGGGACAACGAUUUGAUAGAGAGGAUCAAGCGGACAGAGUUCUUCAAGCCUAUUCUUGGUGAGCUGGACAACCUGCUGGAUCCGAGCACGUUCAUCGGACGGAGUCCGCAGCAGGUGGAGGCAUUCUAUGACCGCGAAGUCAAGAUUGCGUUGAAAAAGUAUGUUGAUGCGGGACAGCUGAAGCUUGGAGAGGCGGCCGAGCUGCAUGUCUAA
This is a messenger RNA of Didymosphaeria variabile, 1455 nucleotides long. It is a transcript of the gene ADE13, whose product is annotated as adenylosuccinase ade13. The coding region runs from base 1 to 1455 and encodes 484 amino acids. NCBI's taxonomy places the organism in Eukaryota, Fungi, Ascomycota, Dothideomycetes, Pleosporales, Didymosphaeriaceae. Gene Ontology annotation, biological process: 'de novo' AMP biosynthetic process. The record is from RefSeq and is a predicted model, not a curated record. Gene Ontology annotation, cellular component: cytosol. Gene Ontology annotation, molecular function: N6-(1,2-dicarboxyethyl)AMP AMP-lyase (fumarate-forming) activity; (S)-2-(5-amino-1-(5-phospho-D-ribosyl)imidazole-4-carboxamido) succinate lyase (fumarate-forming) activity. The transcript is spliced from 3 exons.